Messenger RNA from Galeopterus variegatus (Sunda flying lemur), 1196 nucleotides. RefSeq names its product tetraspanin 8 (gene TSPAN8). NCBI's taxonomy places the organism in Eukaryota, Metazoa, Chordata, Mammalia, Dermoptera, Cynocephalidae. Gene Ontology annotation, cellular component: membrane. The coding region runs from base 239 to 955 and encodes 238 amino acids. The record is from RefSeq and is a predicted model, not a curated record. The transcript has 8 exons.
AAGCAAAGGAACAUACUCGCCUGGAGAUAGCCUUUGCGAUAUUUAAAUGUGUGGGUUAAUUUUUUAUCCACUUUAAUAACUGGGUUUUUUCUCCCUCUACUUCUUUGCUUUCUAUUUCUGCUCUGAAGCCGUGGGCACAGAAAUCUCUGCAGGCAAAUUACUCCAGAGCACAUUGCAGGACAAUACUAUAACGAAUAGUUAAAUUUACGGGCAUUUGGAUUCCUGAUCCUCUUCUGAAAUGGCAGGUGUGAGUGGCUGUAUAAAAUAUUCUAUGUUUAUCUUCAACUUCUUGUUCUGGCUCUGUGGUAUCGUGAUCCUGGGAAUAGCAAUAUGGAUACGAGUAAGCAAAGACGGCCAAGAGAUUCUCAGUUCUGCGGACUCUGGCACUUACCCCUACGUUGCUGUGAAUAUCUUGAUUGCUGUGGGUGCCAUCAUCAUGAUUCUGGGUUUCCUGGGAUGCUGUGGUGCUGUGAAGGAAAGCCGCUGCAUGCUCCUUCUAUUUUUCAUAUUCUUGCUUCUGAUCCUGCUCUUGCAAGUGGCAGCAGGUAUCCUAGGAGCUGCUUUCAAAUCUGAGUCUCAGAGCAUUCUGAAUGAAACUCUUUAUAAGAAUGUAAACCUUUUGAGCUCAACAAGUGAAGAUGCAAAAGCAUUCCAGGAAGCCGUGACUGAAUUUCAAGAAGAGUUUAAAUGCUGUGGAUUGGUCAAUGGAGCUGCUGAUUGGGGAAAUAAUUUUCUACAAAAUUACAAGUCAUGUGAAUGCCCAAGCUUGACAGAUUCUUCUUGUACAUCUUAUAGAGGCAAAAUUGUUUACAAAGAGCCAUGCAUUUCUUUCAUAGAAGAAUUAGUUGCAAAAAAUCUUAUCAUAGUUAUUGGAAUAGCGUUUGGACUGGCAAUUAUUGAGACUCUUGGUUUGGUGUUUUCUAUGGUCCUGUAUUGCCAGAUCGGGAACAAAUGAAUCUGCGAAUGUGUCAAACUAUCAUCAGUCAAACCUCUUUAAAACUUUCCUUUGGCUUUGUAACUUCAAAUAUAUGAGUGCUGUAUAUGUCAGGAGCAACUGACCUAUUAAAAUGUUUCACUUAGCUGGGACAUGGAUAUCUUCUAGACAUGUUGAACGUAUUUAAGAUUUGAGGGACAUAAGGAAAAUGAUAUGAAUGUGUAUUGUUGUUCAAAAUAAAAGUAAUGUUGUUUACACUGGU